AGUCGCACGAGCGUAGUCAUUCCAUUGAACAACGCGGAUGAAUUGUGUGAUCCGACGAUGUAGAAUGUCGUGUCAUAACCUCUUCGCUCGCUCGCGGAUCGUAUGUUAAUUGAUUUCGUUCGAUCGCGCGUGAAACAACGGCCAUUUCGGUGUCGUCGACUCGUGGUUUGAAUGGAUAUGCUUUUGCGCGAUCACUCAAUUGCGCCUAGUUUCACGAAUCAAUUCUCGAAAGUGUACUUCCGGUAUCACAGUCUUUGGAGUCUUUGACGAUUUUCGAUCGUUUAAUCCGUUUCUCGUCGACGUGGAGAAGAAUUGCAGAAUUGGAGUAAAUCAAGAUGACCCCAUCACCUUACGUCUCUCGAAUAAAUCAAAUCGACGCUGCUCAAUUAGACACGGAGAUUUAUAAAGUACUGAAGAAUCAAACAAAGGAAAUUACGAGAUACAGCGCGCCUGGCAAGGUCGACAAAUGGCAGGCGGAGGUAGACGUUCUCUUGAAACUUCUCAUCUGGAAAUUCUCGCUGCAACGAGGAUCCUCCACAUUCGGUCAACGACUCCUCAAUCUGCACUACAGUAACAUCAAUCAGAAGAAAGCUGUACUUUAUUUAAUUUUCAGCGUUCUACCUCAAUAUCUGAAAGACAAAUUAGCCAAUGAGAAUUUAUCGGAUCGUGGCGUACUCGCCCAAAUUCUAAAGUCAUUCGUCGAUUGGACAUCGAACGCUGUUAGUCUGCUGGAGCUGAUCAAUCUGCUCUAUUUUCUUCACCGAGGCGUACAAUCGCGCGUAAUAGAAUUUCUACUAAAUCUGUCAAGUCAGCCGAUAACGACGCAUCGACCCAGAACAAUCGGCUACUCGUACAUGACGAGGGAACUCUUGUGGCACGGUCUGAUGGAGCUCUUCACCAUCGGCAUACCCAUGAUCAACUUCCAUUACCUGAAGCAUGCGGUAAUGCGACUCUGGCGACGAGCAGAACCGCCGAUGAGGCAAUCGUUCCCGGUGAUGGACACCGCGACCAAAUGCGUUUAUUGCGAGGAGAAUCCGAUCUUGCCAUCGCACGCCGGCUGCGCACACAUCUUCUGUUACUACUGCCUGCAAGCGCACUUUACCGCGAUGAAUGUGUUCCACUGUCCUAGCUGUAAUAUCGAGCUCCAUGUCGAAGAUAUGAAGAGAUUUACGCUCAUGAGUGCGCCAUCGAGCGACGACGAAGAGUCAGACGAUAGUUUUGAGAGAGUGGACAAUGGAUAACGCGUGAACGUAUGUAUAUUUUUAAUUUUAUCCAUAAUUAAAGUAAAUCGAUUAUCGUGAAGUGACGGAUACAAAUUGUGGUGCCUUUAUUUUCAAUCUACAUAAACAGUGACUCUGUCGAAAACACUAUUAUUAAAAUAAAUUUAAAAAAUAUUUAUUUGUUUAAUGGGGAAGGUAGGUUAUGGAAUUAAGCGAGUUUUGUAGGAGGAGAGUCGUCGCAAAGUACAACGAUUAGAAUAAGUACAAAUGAUUUUUUCAUUAUUAUAAUAUCAGAAUUAAUUAAUUACAUAAAUUCUACAAAAAAUAAAAUAUAAAGAAAUGAAAAAAAAUUCACCUCUCUCUCUCUCUCUCUAAUCAUCGAUUUAUUAUGGGACAUGGCAAAAGGUUAAGUGUAUGAUAUUAAUAUUUUUUUAUUAAAAAUAACAAUACAAAAUCUUCUUUAUUUUUUUCAUUUUAAUACAGCGAAUCCUUAGUUUCCUGAUGUUUUUCUCCUUCUUUCCGAAACAAAUAAUAGUAGAUCAGUAUAUGCUCUCUUUUGGCUCUUAUCAAAAAUUAUACUAGAUGAUUAUAUAAAAAUUUUAUGCUGCCGCUGUAUAUUAUAAAACGCUUGAUUUUCCGCCGCGCAGGUCGAUGAAUCGAUCAUUUACAUGCGAUAAUGAUACGUUCAUCGAUUAAUUUAACAUUUAGCUGCUGCACCUGCGCUCGAUGGGCGGGUAUGUCCCCGGACUUAUUACAUGAGAAACGAUAUAUAUUAUAAGCACUAGAGCACAGAAAGGA
Molecule: messenger RNA, 2018 nt
Organism: Camponotus floridanus (Florida carpenter ant)
Lineage: Eukaryota; Metazoa; Arthropoda; Insecta; Hymenoptera; Formicidae
Gene: Pex2
Product: peroxisome biogenesis factor 2
Exons: 2
Coding region: 336-1241 (301 amino acids)
Biological process (GO): protein import into peroxisome matrix
Cellular component (GO): peroxisomal membrane
Molecular function (GO): zinc ion binding
Source: RefSeq, a predicted model, not a curated record